UCGUUAUACCUACUGAUAUCGUCAAUAUGCUAUCUUAAUUAUUAUUUAACUUAUAUAUAUAUAGAAAAUAUGGAUAAGAUUGUCAAUCGCGUUAUAUUUGAGCUGACACAAUGUAAUACCUACAGUUGUAGUUCGACAGUGCGUAAAUGUGUAGCUUGUAUUAUUUAACUUAAUAUUUUCGUUCGUUAAAAAAAAAGUGUGCAGUGAAAAAAUAUAUUAAUAUUAUUAUCAAUGGAAUUUGUAAAAAGUAAUAAAAAUAAGGAUUUAUUAUUGUAUAGUGGCUUUUUGCAUCGUGAAGAUUGAAAACAAAAUAACACAAUAUAUUGGCGUUGCGUAGAAAGUUCAUGUAAAGAUAGAAUAAUUACGAUAAACGGAGAAAUUAAAAGUCAACCUAAGGAAAACUCACAUAAUCGUGUUCCCGAUCCGUGUAAAAUCUAAUACAAAAUGGCUGUGAAUAAGAUAAAAGAAGCGGCUGUUCAUACACAAAAUACUCCACAUGAUAUAAUCAGUACUGUUCAAAUAGUACCUGGAGUAGCCGGUGCAAUGCCUUCAGUUCAUCAUUUAAAACACACCAUACGAAGAGUUCGAACACGUAACCAAUGCGCACCACCUAUUCCGAAAACAGUGAGUGACCUUAGAAUUGCUGAUGAGUAGGUAUACUAAAACGAUGAAAGGCGAACAAUUUUUAAUAUUUGACAGUGGGCAUCACAAGAUCGAAUUUUAAUAUUUUCGACCGAAAAUAAUUUAAAAUUAAUGGAUCAAUCAACUAAUUGGUUAGUCGAUGGAACUUUUAAAACGGUACCUUCACUUUUUUAUCAGUUAUUCACUAUUCAUGUACUUAUUCAACAAGGUGACCAAACAGUUAGUCCUACCAUUUAUGCAUUAUUAACCGAUAAAUCUCAAUUAACAUAUACACGUUUUCUUAAAUAUUUAUUAGAAAUAAAACCAUCUUUAAAUCCUACAUCGGUAAUAAUGGACUUUGAACAUGCCUCAAUCAAUGUAUUCAAAACUGUUUUUCCACAUGCUGAACACCAAGGUUGUUUUUUUCAUUUUUCUAAAUGUAUGUGGCGACAAAUUCAAAAUGUUGGUCUAGUCGAAAAUUAUAUUAAUAAUGCUAACUUUGCUCUUCAUAUUCGUAUGUUAGCUGCUUUGGCCUAUGUUCCACCAGAUAACGUUAUUAUUAAUGCAUACGAAGAAAUUUUAGAAACACAAUUUUAUGUUGAAAAUGAAGACCUGUUAAUGCCAUUCUUGGAUUAUUUCGAGGAUAACUGGGUAGAAAAAAUAACAGGAAGACGAAAAACUCGACGACAACCAAGACAUCCUAUUGAUAUUUGGAAUUGUCAUUAUUCAGCCAAAAAUGGUCUUCCAACAACAAACAACGCUGUUGAAGGGUGGCACAGAGGAUUUACAUCUGUUAUUGGUUCGUAUUAUUUUAUUAAUAAUUAGUAUCUUUAGUAAUAGAAUACAUAUUCUUUAGGAGCAAGCCACCCUAAUAUAUGGAAAUUCAUUGAUGGAAUUAAGAAAGUUCAAAAUAUAGAAGAAUUGAAACGAGAGCAGUAUAUUGCUGGAGAAUAACCACAGAAAAAAAAAAGUACAAGGACUGUAAUAAAAUAAUUCAUGCAUUAAUUACAAAUUAUAAUACUAAUGAGAAUAAGAACUUCAUAAAAGGUAUAGCAUAU
This is a messenger RNA of Metopolophium dirhodum (rose-grain aphid), 1679 nucleotides long. RefSeq lists its product as uncharacterized. The coding region runs from base 754 to 1446 and encodes 230 amino acids. NCBI's taxonomy places the organism in Eukaryota, Metazoa, Arthropoda, Insecta, Hemiptera, Aphididae. The transcript has a single exon. The record is from RefSeq and is a predicted model, not a curated record.